AUGUCUCAAUCAUGUGCUAUUGAAUCAUGUGAAUCAACAUUAGGUAUUUCAUGUCAUUGUUGUGACAAGACUUUUUGUCCUGAUCAUUUGGAUGAACAUUAUGCAUCAAUCAAUGCUCUUAUGAAUCAAAUUAUGGAAAAAACAAAAGAAAAAUUAAUCGGUAAUUGUCUUAAAAAGCUCGAUACAUGGCGUGAUAAAUACUUUAAAAUGAUUAAUAAUUUGUAUGAAAAGAAACGUCAAGAACUUGAACAAUAUUAUACUCAAAAAACAGAAAAACAACAAAAAGAAAUAAAUAAAAUGCAACUGAAAAUAAACAAACUUAUUCAUGAACAAGAUGUUACACAAGAAGAUAUUCAAUUAUUUAAAUUGACUAUUAACUAG
Rotaria sp. Silwood1 is the source of this 381-nucleotide messenger RNA. The record is from the annotation of a GenBank genome assembly. Lineage: Eukaryota; Metazoa; Rotifera; Eurotatoria; Philodinida; Philodinidae.